Molecule: messenger RNA, 1096 nt
Organism: Hyposmocoma kahamanoa
Lineage: Eukaryota; Metazoa; Arthropoda; Insecta; Lepidoptera; Cosmopterigidae
Product: glutathione S-transferase 1-like
Exons: 7
Coding region: 184-1011 (275 amino acids)
Biological process (GO): glutathione metabolic process
Molecular function (GO): glutathione transferase activity
Source: RefSeq, a predicted model, not a curated record
CGUCAUCAAAAACAAUUUAGCGAACGAAUCAAAAUUUUUAGUUAAAAAAACUUAAAAUGACAAAAUUUUUAAAUUUAUAACUAAUAAGCAUAGUUCAAGCUAUCACGUCUGUGCUGCCAAUUGCUACUGUAAAAAUCCAACGUUUUUGUUUAAACUACAAGGGACUUUUUUAUUCUAAACUACAUGGGAAUCUCUAGCAGUAAAAAAGCAGCGGGAAUAGUGCUAAAGAACUGCACAGUAUGGAAAGCUGAUCGUAGUCCAGCAUGUAGAUCAGUACUGAUGGCUUUGGAUGCUUUGAACCUUAGUAUCAAAGAAGUCGACGUAAACAUGGACCGAGAUGAACACAAAGCUCCUGAUAUGAUUGCGAUGAACAGUCUUCAAACUUUGCCCAUACUAAAGGAUCAUCGAUCAGUUAUAACCGAUAGCCAUGCUAUAAUGACGUACCUGGCUUCACGUUAUGGCUAUCCCAGAUUCAGGAGAGGCUAUUUGCUACCAAGAGAUCCUGGGGAUAGAGCCAGAAUCGAACAAUUAAUGCAUUACAAUAGCGGAGUAUUACAACCAAAAUAUCGCGUUGCUGCGUAUCCAAUUCUGUACAAUGACUGCAGACAUGUGAUGCCGCAACAAGUCAGUGAUAUAGAAUGCUCGUAUAAUGAAAUGGAGAUUAUGUUGGGCGAACAUACAUGGUUUGGUGGCACAUGGCCUACGCUCUCCGAUAUAACUCUUGUUGCUACUGUUAGCACUCUGAAUAUUAUGGUGCCUAUAGAUGCUACGAGGUUCCCAAGACUGUCCAGAUGGUUUCAGCUCAUGUCAAAGGAAAGCUACUAUUUGACUGGUAACGCCAAGGGCUUGAAGGAGUUCUCUGACAGAAUAGAUCGUACGGAACAAAGUGAAGAAGGUGGAAAAAUAGUUGAUAUCAAAUUUCCAAGAUUAUCAUCUAAGCGGCGCUCUUUAACCCAGGCAGAGCAACAAGGACCAGUGAAGUCAACAAUUAAAAUGCAUCUGCCCUUUUAAAAAAAAGUUGAGUAAAAUAAAGAACUUGUAAAUAUACAGAUCAUUAACCAAUACCAUUUUAUUAUCCCUGUAAGAAAAAUAUUGC